Molecule: messenger RNA, 1461 nt
Organism: Marasmius oreades (fairy-ring Marasmius)
Lineage: Eukaryota; Fungi; Basidiomycota; Agaricomycetes; Agaricales; Marasmiaceae
Exons: 2
Coding region: 1-1461 (486 amino acids)
Source: RefSeq, a predicted model, not a curated record
AUGUCCAAGUUACCCUCUACAGUCAAACUCGUCUUCUACGGCAGCAGAUGUUUAACGGAAAAGAUCGUCAACGUCGUCCUCGAUGCUCCCUUUAAGACAACAGCAAUCUCUCCGUUUUAUUCAGAAUUUCCUCUUGAUGUGACUGUUCAACAGGAAUAUUCCUAUCAACCUCCACUUGAUGCCGACAUCGCUAUUUGUGUAGUCGACCCAGUCUCUGGAUCGCCUGCUCCGACGGUGUACAACCCUAAUACUAUCCUGGUCUACACUUCCAUACCAACGACGUCCUAUAGACCACCGCCUCAUAUCCGUACCAAAAAGGUGUUAUUCAUCGAUCCUGGUCGCGCACGUGCCGGUCUCGACGCGAUUCGAGCCGACCCGUCGUCAUCUGCUGCAGUACAAAUUUAUCGACACGAUUUUCUUGGUUCUCGUGCCGGCGACAUAUUGCGGACAUUGAAGCAAUAUUUUGCGGAAUCGCCGACAAUCCAAGCGAUUCGGAAGCGGAAGCAGCUAGGUCAACUCGUGGUUGCGGAGACGGAGGUCAAUAACCUCCUAGAUAAAGUCUGCGACUUGCGUGCAUCCGUGGAAGAAGAGAAAGAGAAAGUCAUCAAGGAAAUCUUAGGUGGCGGUCGCGUUCGACACGCUGUAGCCCAGGCCAAGAAUGAUAUUACACCUUCGAUGGAUCGACUGACCUGGUGGAGGAUGAUAUGGCGCGUAGACGAAAUUAGCAACUAUGUACAAGAAGCUGUUGGGAGAGCUUGGUGUCGAGGAUUAGAAGAGCAUUUAACAUUCUAUUCAGGCAAGCUAACCGAUCUUCAAGAACGACUUGAAUGCCAGGCGUCUUCUCUUUUACCCUCUCAAGGUCCACCCUUUUCUCCUACCUCAAAUGCCGUACCAACGCCUCCCUUCAAUGUUAUCCGUAACCUUCUGCAACAGCAAUCCCGCCUUCCUUCAUAUGGCCUCCAUCCCGGCUCCAUGACAUCUCCUCUACGUAUACGUCUCUCUCAACUUGCAGCACCAACAACGGAACUUCACCUUACAGGCCAACGGGCCACACUCGGUAUGAGUGCUUCUGUAGCGUCCGCAGUCGGAUUCACCUGGGCUGCAUGGCUGGCUACAAUAACCACUUUUCAUCUCCCGUUACUCGGGACUAUCGAAUCCACCACAGCACUUGGUCUUGGUCUACUCUCGCUCACAGUUGGAGUCCGCAUAACUCAGUCUCAUGUGGAAAAAGCCAAGAAACGUUGGUGGGCAGACUUUGAUCGGGUUUCCGAGGGGUUGGAUAGGGACGUACGAAAGGCAGUUGAGACAGUGUUGGACGAGAAAGUGUUCGUUGUUGCGCGGAAGGCUUGCACUGAGAUUGAUAAAUGGGGAAAAGAAGCUAAAGAAGCCAUAGAGAAAAGCAAGGAUGCUCUUGAGACUGACAGCCACAGGGAAGAGAGUAAAAGGACUGCGCUUGAGUAG